Messenger RNA from Phascolarctos cinereus (koala), 758 nucleotides. The record is from RefSeq and is a predicted model, not a curated record. Lineage: Eukaryota; Metazoa; Chordata; Mammalia; Diprotodontia; Phascolarctidae.
AUGACCACCUUCCCGCAGGCUGGCUCUGUAAGAGCUACAAUCAACAAGGAAGAUACUCCAGGAUUUUCUCGAGAGUCAUCUGGAUUCAACUUGUAGCAAGAAGCUAUUCUCAGACUGGGAGAGAUGGCACUGGCUCUGGCAGCCUCAUGCUCCCUCUUGCUUCUCUUUCUGGGGCUGUGGGAGGUCCCAGUCAGCGCAAAGCCCAAGAACCUGACCGAGGCCCAGUGGUUUCAAGUUCAGCAUGUCCAGCCCAGACGUCUCCGGUGCAACCAGGGCAUGAGAAUUAUUAACUCUUACAUAAAGCGCUGCAAACCCCGUAACAGCUUCAUCCAUGACUCUUUCCCAAACGUGGCCAGAGUCUGUAGAUCCCCCAACAUAACCUGUAAGAACGGCCAGAAGAACUGUCAUCAGAGCCCUAACACAGUUUCCAUUACCCAAUGUGACCUCAUCUCUGUGACACAAUCCAACUGAGGCUACACGUACACCCGCCUUGUUAAAGCCUUCGUUGUGGCCUGUGAUCCCCCUAAAGCUGGCGAUCCCCCUGGAUAUCAGCUGGUUCCUGUGCACCUGGAUGCCUGAAAACCUUCUGUCCAGGACUGCAGCUGGAAGGCCAACUUAUUGGUUCUCUUGCUGCUUUCUGCGCUGGCCCACAGGGGUCCUCUCUUCUAGUUUACACCUUUCUAGGGCAGGGCUUCUUAAACUUUUUCCACUCCAGAUCCCUUUUCGCCUGAGAAAUUUUUACACAACCCCAGGUAUAU